CAUUGUGGAGCAGUGGAAUACAAUUUAAUUUGCGGUUCGGUGAGAUUUUAUUACAGAAAUAAUGUCGACGACAAGGGUGAAAACUAGGGAAACCAAAUCCGGAGAGGUGAUCGCUUACAGCGACACUGCGAUCAGGAACAAUGCAUCUGCCGUCGAGUAUUGCAGGACGUCGAUGGCUGCUCUUUCAGGAAGCACCGCUGGCGUUCUCGGACUAACCGGCAUUCUGGGAUUCCUGUUCUACGUGCUGGCGGUGUUGUGUCUAUGGCAAAUGCUACUGCUGAAGUCGGGCUCAAAUUGGGAAAAGUAUUUCAUCAGCCGGAAAAGUCUGCUCACACACGGCUUCCUGAGCGGAUUGUGCACCUACGUGCUGUUCUGGACGUUCCUGUACGGUAUGGUGCACGUGUACUGAUAUCACAAACGGAGGGCAAAGUGCAACUAGUUUAGCAGAAACGAGACUAGGGUAAUAAUGCUUUGCUGUAUAAAUUAUUUCUUUCCAAAUACAUACCAAUAUUUGUCAAGGUGAAAA
Molecule: messenger RNA, 526 nt
Organism: Anopheles coustani
Lineage: Eukaryota; Metazoa; Arthropoda; Insecta; Diptera; Culicidae
Gene: EMC6
Product: ER membrane protein complex subunit 6
Exons: 2
Coding region: 62-409 (115 amino acids)
Biological process (GO): protein folding in endoplasmic reticulum; autophagosome assembly
Cellular component (GO): EMC complex; membrane; endoplasmic reticulum
Source: RefSeq, a predicted model, not a curated record